Pocillopora meandrina is the source of this 21553-nucleotide messenger RNA. The record is from the annotation of a GenBank genome assembly. Lineage: Eukaryota; Metazoa; Cnidaria; Anthozoa; Scleractinia; Pocilloporidae.
GUUGGUAGAGGUUUGACACUCGUAAGAAGCCUCCUCAACCAUGCUAUUUUGCAGCGUAAGCUUGUUGACAGUAGUGGUCUUGAAACGCAGCUCAAUUAGGCAACUAUACGGUAGUACUGACGGCCACAUCUCACAACCAUCAAGUUUGUUUUGAGUUAUACAGAGGCGGAGAACACGUGGUCGGUGGAUGGGACCCAUUGAGCGUUAAUCAAGCAGAGGAGACUAACGUUUCAAGCUAGGACGCUACUGCUAACACUGUGAUCGCAGUCGAAGCCAACGAAAUGACAAGUGGUGGAAAUUAUUCAUCGCUCCGCCGGGCUCAACUCACUUACGAUUAUCUGCAUACAAACAGGUAGUUACGGUAACGAUUUGCGGAGUAUUUUAUGGUCUUGAGCCCUUCACCUUGACCAAGAUUUUCAAACCAUGUGUAACAUGUAAGGGUAUUUGUGUCGGAUGACUACAGGCCCGUGCACGCGCAUGUUUUGCCUAUUUUACAGCCAAGGGUGCAUCAACUAAUUAAAACCUCGCUAGAAGCAAUGAAAAGAAACGUAAAUAAGUAUCUAAAUUAAUUCCUUUUACUUUAGUUUUUCGUAAAUGAAUAACAUUUCAAGCUUUUACGCUUCGCAGAAAGUCACGUAGGAUUUAAAUAGUAAUCUGCUCGCAGUGCGUAUAUAUUCAUGCAAAUUAUGUUGGAUCUGUAUGCCCGUGAGCUAACUAAGUGUAACUGACACGAUCUGAGGAGUAGCCUCCAGUGAUCUUUCUCCUUUCAUUUUUCCCCAAAUAGCACAACACACGAAUUCCUGUUCGGAGCUUUGGCCGAGUUGGUUGAUAACGCAAGGUAUGAAAUAUAAUUUCAGUUUCAGGGCACAUCGUUCGAAAUAAAAAGGAGUUGAAGGGGUGAAAACUUUCGCUCUUCCAGGACUCAAUAGCGCGAUGUAUUUCUUCAUUUCGCUGUUUACAAUUCACCGAGGGAUGUAUUUGUAAAUGAUUACCUUAACUUGGCGUCGUCGUUUGCCUUUCUCGGUGGAAAGACUCAACAACUCAGCGAAGUGCGAGUAAACGGAAAUUCCAACUGGUGUUGUUUGAUUCCUGUUGUCAGGAUUCUAUUGUUGAAAUAUUACCCUUGAUUUGGUUUACUAUCACCUUUUUUUACUUGUAUCUCGUUGUUUGGCCCACAAAGUGAUUAUAAAUACACUGAAAUUAUUGACUGAUAGCCGACAUGAAUGCAUCGAUCUGAUCACCCGGCUAGGUGUAGUGUAAUGACUUUAUUAUUGCUAACAUUUAUCUUAGUCAUUGACUCAGCCAUUUAUGUAUUUAUAGUUAAUUUUUCGUAUAAAUUUCUCCUUUAGAGAUGCAUCGUCACAGAAAAUCGACAUUUACACAGGUUGGUUACUGCUUCUGAAGGACUUUGACUUUGGUUGACAUUUAAUACGUAGAUAAGUAAGCAACACAAAAUUCCAAUGCUAAUGAUGCUAUUGUUUUCGACUUAGCAAAAUCACAUGGGUGCCGGACUUUGAUCACAUGAUCAAAGUGUCAUACUAAUUCAUUUACUGGGAGAUUUAGAGUUUAUAUAUUUAUUUGGUUUUCAUUUGAUAAUUUACAUUAUAUCUAUAUAUAGCAAACCUUAUGAAUCCUAAAUUAAAGUUCUUCUUUUGGUGUGAAAGCUUUUCACAAUAAUUACUUUCUGGUGGAUGUUUAUUUUGGGAAACAGAAGGUUUAAGUGGUAAGUGUAGCUUUUAAUUCAGGAUGUGUGGCAUUUAAAUAUCAAAGGAACUGAUGAAUCUUUGUUACAUUAAUUUUUGUGUACACAAUCCUUAGGGAGAUUUGAUUGCUUUGUUUGGCUUCUCCUAUUUUAAGACUUUAAUUGUCUGUUUUGACUAUAACUGCAUCCAAUAUAGUCACUGUACAGCAAAUUUGUAUCUGAAUUUGUAUUGCUGUAGCUCUGGUAUCAAUAUGAUCAGUCAUUGAUUUCUUUGCUUGAAAUGAGAAAACUAUAUCAAUUUAUUUUCUUUUACUGUAGCCUUGGUGUGAACCCUAUGGCUACAUAGAUUUAGGCAACAGCUGAGUUUUGAAGCUUCACAUGUUGACUUAUUGUGAUAAUUAAUAUUAUAACUAUGCUUUAUUUCUUUUGUUAGAAACACUGAUAGUUCUAAUGAUCUUUGGCCUUAGUAACUGAUGUUGUUUAUUUAUUUUUUUAAUAUUAUUCAUUCUUGACAUUGGCUUAUUUAAGGGUAGCCUGCGUAAGGAUCAUUAUUAGCAUGUGGGCUGUCCUUGUUAGAUCUCUCUCUCUUCAUUAUACCUACAUAGGCAUGGGCCUGUAGUAGAUGCAACAAUUUUGCUAUUCUGAUUUUAACCAUGCCUCUUCCAGCAAGGUCUUGAUGAUUCUUGAGUUUUUCCCUCUUCUUGUUCUUUGUAUACUGACUGCCUGGAAUGUCAAUGUGGUCCUUUAGCAGUCAUUACUUUGGCUGUUUGGUUUUUAAAAAGCCUAAAGAAUUUUUACUAUGAUCACCCAUGUUUGCUAGUUUGGGUGUUUGUGUCUUUUUUAUUUGUUCAGUGGUGAUUUAGAUAGAAAAGCCUCACAAUAGAGUAGCAGGACGCUGUUCCAUAGUACAGGAUAAUGUCUUGUUGUUCACUUCUGUGAACUAAUCAUGUUAUCGUUGAGGCUUAACUGUCACAAACUGGUGAAAUAAUUGUUUAUGAUUAAACAGAUAUGUUACAGUUUGGGCAUUACAUGUCCUGGAAACAUUUCGUCACAUUAGAGAUCACCAGUGGAGAUACCCUGUCUCCUCAAAACAAUGCCUCUGGGAAAUGGUUACAACAGAUAUGUUACAAUCUGGGCAUUACAUGUCCUGGAAACAUUUUGUCACAUUAGAGAUCACCAGUGGAGAUACCCUGUCUCCUCAAAACAAUGCCUCUAGGAAAUGUUUACAACAGAUAUGUUACAGCUUGGGCAUUACAUGUCCUGGAAACAUUUUGUCACAUCAGAGAUCACUAAUGGAGAUACCCUGUCUCCUCAAAACAAUGCCUCUGGGAAAUGGUCAGAACAAGAAACAAACACAGCUACCAGGAGUAUUUCCUUUGCCAGGCCUGUUUGUAUGGUAUUUUAAGAAUUUUGUCACUGCUUCUCUCAGUCUAGUACAAGAACAUAUAUGGGAUAUGAAAAAAUCCACAAAUACAUGCCAAUGGUAUGAUAGUCUGAACUAAAUAUAUUCUUAACCAAUUGUUGAGAAAUCUUGUACUGCAGUGCUGUUCUACAUGAUUGUAUACCCACUCAUUUGAUUUAGGUGUUCCUGCUGCAUUCUAACUCCUCUUUGGUCAUGGUUUAUCUCUUGUGCUUUGCACUGAGUUUGGUUUCCACUUAUAUGACAAUUAUCUCCAUUUUUGUCAUUGUAGUUGUAUUACUUUUGUGCUUUUUGAGAAACCAUCCGCGUCCUGAUUUAUUUUAAAGCAGAUCAAUAUCCAAAUACCUACAUUUCUACUAAGUGUGUAUAAAAUGAACUGAUAUUUCUUGAAUCUCACUUUUUCUAUCAACUGGAUCUCUUACUACAGGCAAUAUAACCCAUUUCCUGCAUUCUAGAGCAGUGGUUUGAAAACGAUCAUUUCACUGCAAUUCCAUCUUAUUUUUAAAGAACUCCUCUUAAAGUCUUUCCUAUCGUUACAAACAUUUUAUCCAUACUCGCCUACACCUUUUAUUUCAAUUUUCCUCAUACUUCAGGGACUUCAACGUAUGCUUUAUUGAUGUAUAACACUAGUAGGAGGUCUUAACAAUGUAAGACGAAGGAGAGAUUUUGGAUUGACCUUUUCUAGGUACAGCUCUCCAGCGUUAUUGAUAACAAGGAGAGAAAACCUAGAAACCGCAACUCCCUAAUGCGUGGACAUUGAAUCUUCUAAUGCAGACUUGAAGAAAGUAAACACGAGAAAAUAUCUGAACAUUCUACAUUCUCGCCGUUUCGAGUUGGGUAUAAUUCGUUAAAUGCUGCUUCUCUUUCACCUUAGCGGUGACGUCAACCGUGCUAAUGUAUUUCUCAAGAAAAGAGCCAAUGACAUUUUACUAAUACAGUAAAACAGCUUUGCCCGAUUUACGUCCUGCAUAACCCAACUUAAAUGUCAUUAAUGAACGGAAUCCGUAGGCUGGUACACAAGUCAAAGAUUAAAUAGACUGACAAAGCAGAGAGAGAGACAGGAAAGGAUAGCGAAUGCGUCUGAAAUCAAAUUAAAAGGCAUACUUGCAACCCAGUGAAGACGAAGGCAAACAAGGAAUAUUUCAUUAAGAACUAAAGCAAAUUAAGAGUAGCCAGAAAAAAGGAAAAGCGUUAUCCGAGUACUGAAGCUCAACGAGGCCUAACAUGAAGCUUUGGACUAACACCGCACUAUAUUGUUGUGGAAUUUUCCUUUGUUAAGAGGUUGCUGUCUCUACCAUGCAUUUACUUGACGUCAAGGCUUCUCAAGGCUCAUCACAUGCCACAUGUAGUACUUCUUAACCGUGAGACACCUGGUAACAGCAUUACAAAGCUUUCGACGGGAGAGAUAAGGAAAAUUGACUUUGGAGCAGAUUUGGCGAGAGGUGGAAGGAAUACAGCAAGCAUAACACGAGAAAUCUUAAUCAUGAAAAGCCGUGCUGUAUAUAGAUCGAAAACUUUAUUCUGAGACCGUUAGCUGUAGCAGAUCAUAAGGCUCCCUGAGAAAGGGUGAUAACAAUCUGGACCAGAGUGCUUUAGUCGCGAGGACUGCUAGUUGAAUACAAUUCACAUCCGCUCAUCAAAGAGUUAUGCAAAGACGAGACCUACCUUUCUAACUAAACCCGAGAUGUUGGGAAAAAAGACUUUGAAAGCAGUGCUAUGAUAUACAUCACUCGCUUUGUAAACGAGGUCCUUGUUGAACUGCAUUUUUAAGAAGACGAAAUUGGAUUACCCGUCAAGUAACACUGGAAGUCGAACUUGAAUAUUGUAAUUGCCCAAAUUAUAGCAUUGUUACUCCAUACAAAAAGGGGCCGUCUGCUUAUGUUACCACGCAAAUUAACCUCUCUACUUCUUAGGGGCAACAAAAUAAUCCUCACGCCAUUCCGUAUAGCUUUACUGGUCUUUUCCCAGAAGAGAUCUGUAGUCCCCAAACACACAUUAGCUAGUGCGUAAAUUGUAUCGACGAAAUUAAAUCGUAUUUUGAUUUAUACUUUACGUUUCACCUAUUUACAGAACAAUGCGAUUCAUGUCGAGGAAAUUUUAUAUUGUGCUUCCGCGACGACGGAGACGGAAUGGAUCCAAGUAAGUUGUGCAUUGCAGAGCUAAAGUACUUUUUCGAACUUAAGGUUGUAAUGGUGGAUGUUAUCUCAGCGCACCGUUCAGUAGAGGGAGAUUAAGCCAUGACAUGCGAAACUCUAUCAGUGACGCUGGUAUAAGGUUUAGGAGACAGUUUCUGAUUACGACGUUAGAAGUUUUGGAAUACUGACCCAACCUUUUAUCUAGGACGUCGGUCACAGCCCCGAAAGUUGAAUGAACUGGUCCCAAACGCCUCCCCUUCUCCUCAAUGCACAUUGCUGGCUUCGAAUUCACUUAUUAAUAGAAACAGACAAAAACGAAACUCUUAACGGUGUAAUCCCACACUCAGGAAAUCUUAAACUGUUCAGUUGACUUUUACCAAGAACCCGUUCUCUUUAACAAGAACCUGUAAACUGCUUCUCAAAGACCCUUUGUGUAAUCCUCUGUGGCACCGCGUCUAAUAUGAAGGAACCGUAAUCUUGCUUUGCAGCCGAACUCGGGAAUGUUAUACAAUUUGGUCGGUCCGUCAAACGCACCGUGGACUCCAGAAUGAUUGGGCAGUAUGGAAAUGGACUGAAGUCGUAGGUUUUAUACCAUUUUGUUUGAAUACCAUUCUGAAUCUGUUUUUAAAACCGUAUUUAGCCCUUUCUUUUUGGAAUAUAUCAGGCACUUGACAGCGCUUUUACAUAUAUUUUCACUCGUGGUAAUAUAUAUUUUUCUACAUUUCAGAGGAACCAUGCGAAUAGGGAAAGACAUGAUCCUCUUUACAAAGAAGUGAGUAUAGUUUAAAGUCUGUUUAAUGGAAACCUUUGGUUCAAACAAUUCUUUUAAAAAUUGUGUCCUGAAGAUCCUCAAAUUUGACAAGAGCACCACCUCUCUUACUCCAUGCUUAAUAGUGAACGCACCAGAUUUGUGUUAGUAUAUGUCUAAUUUUGGAGAGUUAUGAAACAAAACGAAUGGUUCGUUGAGCGGGAAAUAUUUAGAUCCAAUGGAUUCUGUUGAGGUGUUGGUCAAAUCGCUGCGAUGGGAGUAUCUCGUUUGCUCCCUCGGUUGUGGAAGUAUACAGUUAAACUUGUUGUUGUAACGAAAAGAUGCUUUUUGUGGCUUAAGUAAAUCAGAAUUGUUAUUUUAAUUUUCAGAGGUAACACCAUGAGCUGCCUGUUCCUUUCAAGGACAUUUCACGAGAAAGAGAAGAUUGAAGAAGUGAGUCGCGAAGGAAGAUAAGCUUUCAAAUGCAUGGCCUACAAUAUUGCGUACCGUUAAGGGGAACAAUCUUCUCUCCAAGUAAAUACCAAAUUCGGGGGACUUACCUUAGUGUAUCAUUAUCGUUUCGGUAUCUUCGAAAAGGUGCUCGUCAUGCAUCUUGAUGAUUGCGUAAAUAACAAAGCGGAAAUGAAGUGACCGAGAUGCGCUUAUCAUAGCUGUUGAAAAUCAGCCAAUCACAAGGCCGCUCAGUGCCUUUUAGUAUGACGCAUUUGCAGUCGACCUCACCUAUUGAAGAAGAUUAGUAUUAUGCAGGCAAAACGUGGCGUUCCAUAUCAGAAGUGACUAUAUCGUGGGGCAGGAGAUUAUUGCCAUUAUAAUUUUAGUUUGAACAGCUCGAAUAGAAUAAUUUCUCCCUCAGACUUGUUUAAAGGAUGCCAUUUUGAUUUUGGGCACCGGUUUCUCCGUCUCGACUCCGAUAGACCUCUGCAACACUAAUGUAUCACAGGUGGUUAUAUCCAACUGUUAAAUUUAGGUAUGAAUGCAGAAAGAAAAACUGCUUUGGUUUCCUCUUUCAUAACAGGUUGUAGUUCCGAUGCCUUCCUGGGAAGUAUCCAGUAAGAAACCUUUUGGUAAAUCUAAGCGUGAAUUGGAAAAGGUAGGAAUCGCCAUUUUUACUUCUCUUGUUGAAGAUAAUUGUUACAAAAGCCAGCGUAAUUAACGUCAACAUUUUCCCUUCACAGCAUCAACUUGAAUUGAAUUUGAUCUUGAAGUACUCGCCUUUCAAGAUGGAAUCACAGUUGUUUGAGCAAUUUGAUAAAAUAGGAUCGAAAGGUACUUUUGUAGACGUGAAUAUACUUUUCAUUUGAAUCUGAUAACUACACAAUUACUUUCUUUAUAUAUUAACGCUCGAGGUCUUUCCUUUUUUCUCUUCAGGGACGCUAGUUGUUGUGUAUAAUGUAAAACUCAUGGAUAAUGGCGAGCCUGAACUUGAUGUAAGUUGAACGCAGUCGAAAAGACCACGAGGAAUGUAAUGAUGUAUAUCGUACCUUAGUCACUGGUCGAAAAAAUCUUUCCGUUUUAUCUUAGUUCUGACGAUACUUAUAGUGCAAUCAGUAAUCUUUAUAAGACUCAGUUUGAAAUCAGCAUUGGGACUCAAGGUUUCCCUAACUUGAGUUGUAGUGUUGCAAAGUAUGCAAGUGUGUACAUUGUGGAAUGAAAGAAAAUUAAGGGGGUUGGUAUUUUUUGUUAAUUAUAGGUUCUAAAAUUGGGAGCAAGAGUUUUAGCGAGGUUACAAUUACGAGACAAACAUGAUUUCCGAAAAUAUUCAAAGAAUCUUUCCUAUUUAUCUAGAGGAACAUGAAAAAUUUCAAACCGAUGCUUUCAUGUUUAUCCGAAUAAAGUUCGUUUGCAGCCUCUACGAGUUCGUCCAAUUCAAACCCACAUUACCAAUGCUAACGUUUAACCUCUAAGAAGUGAUUUACCGCUACCUUCUCCUUACAAUAUCGAUACAUCGUCCAGAAACCAGGUGAUGAGAAUAGGCAAAUUUAUCAGUUAGAGGGUACGUUCUAAUAUAACACCAUACUCUGUCAUUAAUUUACAAGGAAAUGUAAAACAGUGAGCAGGACUUGUGUGGAUAAAAGAUCGUAAAAAAUGGUUCUGCUGAUGUUGAUGAUUACAAUAAUAAUGAUGGUGAUAAUAAUGAUGAUAAUGUAAGCGAUUAUACUCUACCAUCACUUCUAUGCUCUUUGACUCUGUGAACCGCUGUAUAUGAAUCUUGUUGCGAAGUAAUGUGACUUGCCAGUUUUUACCACGGACGCAGGAGGCAAUAUUGCUUCGUGGCUGGGAGAGGGGGAGGUGCAUGUUUAGUGACAAAACCUAGACAGGAAGGCGGAUGUUUGCUAGUGCUUUCUUUGUCGCUGAUGUGUGUGUAUUGAGCUACUGGUUUCCAUAAAAAAGGAUGACUGAUAGUCGCAUCCGUUUAAUAGAACUGAAAAGAGGUUUUUCUAACUUGUAAUCAGUUCAGAUGUUGUUCAGUCAAGUGGCGGUAUCGAAUGCAAGGAAGGAAAACGAUUCAUUCGUAACUAACUAAUGAUAUAAAAAAUGACCAGUUGUCCGCAUCAUAGAACGUAUUAUAGGAAAGAAAAAGUGGGGACAAGAACCCAUAUUCCCGUAACCGAUAGCAACAGCGACUUAUAUAUCGUGCUCCUUUGAGGAAUUAGUAAAGUUUUAUUUCCUUGAAACGCUGAGUGAAUCCACGCUUUGAAUUAGACAUACGUUACACUCACCCCCUUCCCUCGCCAAUCUACGUACAUUAAGUGACGAUGUUCUCUUGGUAAUUGGUUGGAUUUUGGCUACGUUUUGUGGCAAAGGUUGGACCUCGAUUUUAACAUGAGGAGAGAAUCUUAUAAUACAUCUGACUCCGGGCCCCUCAUAGUCACAAAGAAGUGAUAAUCUGUAGAGACAAAACAGCCAGACAUGCCCCUAAAAUACCACCUAUUAGAAUAUCAUGUCUGCCAUUGUCAAGCUGACAAUGUUAAUGUCAUUGGAUACGUAGGUAGUCAGUGAUCCUCAUGAUAUCAAAAUGGCGGAUCCAGAGGCAGGAGGGAACGUGGCAGAUUACGACUUGUAAGUGUUAUUUCGACCAUAUUCCUUGCAUUGUAUACUCUCUUUUUUCGUAUACAAUGCCAUAGAUACCCUAGAAUAAGAGGUUACGGUUUAAUAUCGUUUGGGUCAUGGCGCAUAGAGGCCAAUUAAGCCCUAUAACAGGUGGAUUCAACACUUCCUCUGAUAUGAGAAACUUCAAGUGACAGCUUAUAACUAGUCCAUAGGAGAAUCGUGCCUGAGAAAAUUACCCUCAAGGUCCUGGUGACUAGUAUAAGGUGCUGUCCUUGGAAUCUACAAGCGACUUGUCAGCAAGUCUGUUUAAAACUAAGUACAUGUGAACGAUAGCCCAGGUCAGUGGAGCGCCCUUUAAGCUAAACAUGCAUCCGAAACUCACAAAAUUAAAUACAUCGGAAUAUUUUUUCACAAAAUUAGGUGUAAUUUUAUCAAUAAUGGCACUAAAAAUUCUCUGCUUUACAGAGCUUUAUAGAUGGAGGUGAACCAAUUUUUUGUUUGUUACAUUUCUCGAGUAGAUAAAAUUUUAAUAGUUAGUUGUUGUUAUUCUGCUAGGGCUAUGCCAGAGAGGAUUUCGUUUAGAGCCUACACUGCAAUUAUGUACUUGGAUCCUCGAAUGAAAAUUUACAUACAGGUGCGAGUGGUCAUGUGUUCAGUGUAUACUAAUGAGCUGGCUGAUCGAGUGUUUGCGGAGGUGCCAAUCUCUUGCUUCUUUUUUAUUCCAUCAGGGUAAAAAGGUGCGGACAAAAAGACUAACGACUUGCUUAUACAACACGAAGUGAGUAACGUUAAAAAUAUUUCUUUGAUUUUUCUUGUUACUCUUGCGAUGAUUCGUAAAACGUUGUUACAUUAGGUUAUUUUCAUCGCGCUAGUUGGCUACAUGCAAAACAUCUUAACAACCUUUUUCAAUGCAGCGAGUUGUGUGAAUCCCUUUGGAGCAUGUUCAAGGAUGUGGAAUUAGGUUUGAACUUAUUUCUUGUGUUACGUUUCCCAGGUGUUACGAUUUCACGUCUAAAAGGUUCAAGACAAGAUCGGAACAGGAGAGUGAGAAGGCUGUUCGUGAGGCUAAAAUAGGUAAUGAAUGAAAGACUGUUGUUAAACGUAUAUUAAGGGUCCAACCUUGAAUCAUAAUACUUGGUAUAACUUGUAACACUGCCUUUCAAAAGUUAAGUUUCAAAAUUGUUUCUUCUUCUCGCUUCUGUGGUACUUUCAACUUAGUUUUGAAACGACCUCAAAGCAAGAGCGGGAUUUGCUAUCUACAAAACGCUAAACUUGAUAUAAUAUUCCAGGAAACGUUACCUUUCGUUAGGUGCGUCGAAAUAGGAGUGAAUUUGGUGGCCGUUACUUAAGUUUUUGUACGUACAAGUAUUUUUAGACCUUGACAAGAUUUAAUUAUGAGCCCCUUUUAUAAUUUACUUUGCAGCCGAGGAGAAGGCGCGAGAGCUUGAAACACAAGCAAGGUAUCUUUUGAGUAGAUAAGAAACUUUGUGUCCAAUUGUCUUUACUAGAUCUCAUGAAAACUUUUACAAAUUUCAGGGAACUUCAGAAGCAGGCGGAACAGACAUCCAAAGAUAAAAGGGUAUUAGUUUCAUAUUCUCAUUUUUUUUGCCACACAAUCAUUCAUGUUCUCCCCUGCCUGGGAAUGUUUUGCUCGCGUAGUUCGCAUUUAAUAUAGUUUCCUCACUACUGCGUGCAGCUUAGGGCUUGAUCAGCGGGCGCUUGUUAACAAAAUAGAGGCUUUUUCCGUAUGGCCUAAUCUCACCAUAAAGGUGCAUCUUCUUAUUAAUAUACACGAGUUUGGCGACCUUCGGUUCUACCUAUAAGGAAAUAGAAAAAAAAAAAGCAGGUCUUGUGCAACACACAGCACCUUUAAUAUUUCUUUACUUCUAAAUGUAAUAUUUUCCCCUACCAAGGCGGAGCUGAGAAAAGCACAAGGGCUCGCUACGGCCGCCAGGGCAGAUGCACAAAUGAAGACCAACAUUGCUGAAGCUAAAAAGAAGUACGUCAAAUCAUUACCUGUAGAAUGCAACAAUCGAAGUAAAUGUAUUAUAUUUUCUGCAGUCAAUAUUUACUUCCCAAAGUAAUGGAACUGGAUAGAAAUGAGUGCCCCCUUUGCUCCUAAGCGGCUUAAAAUAGAAGAACUAAAGCAAACCUCGAAAUUCUCGGAGAAACAAUGGCUGAGCAAAGCUAGAGAACUUGCCUUAUUGUCUGUUAAAAGCCAAAUUCAAGGGGCGAAUUUUAAGCCAUCGUAUACUUCUUGUGCACAGCAAUUUGUGUUGAAUAAUAAGAUAUUUUACUACCUGAUUUUGGGCUUGGUUGCGCGGUAGUAGCAGUUAAGGCGUAUAGUAAAAUUGAUUAAAAUUACUCCUAUUCUGUUGUUUAGACUGUCAGUGUUGCAUGACAUUUUUCCUCAGAUCCAUGAAGGAACCUAAGACUCUUAACUUUACUUUUGGAUUCAACAUUGAGAAUCGUCGUUAUUACGGAAUGUUCAUUUACAACUGCAGUCGGUACGUUUUCUUUAAUCUCUGCCUUGAAGUCGUUCGUGUUAUUAUACAAGUUGUGUUCGCUAAGAAUUGCUAUUAAAAUGGACUGAAUAAUUGUGGCCUUUUCCUCCAUGUUUCCUUGUGAUUGAUUCUUCUCAGAGACUGACUUGUGUUCAUUUUAUAGGUUAAUAAAAAUGUACGAAAAAGUUGGCCCGCAAAAGGAAGGAGGAGUGUAAGUUGUAGCUUUCUAAGUAUUUUUGUUAUGAUAAUCUCUACCUUGUGCUCAUCUGAUAACGAUCAUUGUUAACAUGUACAGCCCUGUGUACAUUUGCAUGUCUGUCAGUCACCUCUGGUCAAUAGUAUCCAUUGCCUUCAGCCAAAAGAAAAACUUCAAUUUGCCUCUUUACAUACAGAAUUUUUUUUCCUUGACUUUGUUUCUCGUAUUUUGUUUUGCAGAAAAUGUUACGGAAUCAUAGGUAUGAUGGCCCCUUUCCAUUUUAUUCCACAAAAAUCCCUGUCGCAAUAAAACCAAUCAACGAACCAAAUAUUAUGACCUAAUCUUAGCAACAGAUCGAAACUGACUUACCUUAGCUGACAAACGCGAUUUGAAUCUUACAGCCAACAGCAUCAUGGCAAACCUGACAAUAAGCGUCAAAAAUCGAAACUUCAAUAAUUCGUUCUUCACGUGAAUUGAUCACCAUUCGCAUUCGUUUCCUCUCCCUCAGGUGUUGUAGAUGUGCCUUAUCUCGUUUUGGAGCCCACACACAAUAAGCAGGAUUUCGCAGACGGAAAGGUAUAAGAUACUUGCCCAGUGUCUUCGUGAAUAGAACGUUACCUAUUCCAGUUGAAAACUGUCUUUCGCGCCUUCUUUCAGCCAUCGGAAUACGUCAUGCUGCUCAUUAUCCAUAUACGAGUAGUGUAUUUUCAUGGUUAAAUGCGGCCAGAGAGAAAGACUUCAGGUGUAUUGAAACACAAGAAACGUUUUAAACCGAAAUCACCUUCUACCGGAGUGAUUAAACAUGCCGUCAUUCGAAACUUCUUUAUCCGCUGAAUUUUUCUGAAAGAAACGUGCAACUCCCACCUGGGUGAUUCUCCCUCAAUUUUCCCUUCCUCUUCUUUCCAUUUACAGGAAUUUAAACAAUUACAAAGAGCGUUGGGUGAGCACUUAGAACAAUAUUGGAAAGACUCGAAAAUCGAAAGUAAGUGUUUGCUUGGUCAAUUCGUUCUUUCACUGACCUUUGUGGUACUUCUCCUCUAAAAAAUCUCGGUAUUAGUUGAAAGGUCUCACGUUCAAACUUGUUGGUGUGGUCAGUUGCCCACUCAAUCUGCUUUUACCAUUUCACGCCCGAGAUCUGAAAGCAAUCUGUCCUAACCCUAUGGCUGUGCAUUUCUCCAUUGCAUGGUGGUGAGAACCUGUUGUUAUAUUCUAGCAACUUAUUUGCUUAAUCCUUGUUACUUCUCCACACGAUACUAUUUUAAAAUUGAACAGUGAACCUAUUCAUCUCCUACAGGGAUUAAAGGGUUAAUAUGUUGCUAAAUGUCUCAUACGUUAUUUGUACUGAUAUAGUGCCGUGUUUUCUGUACAGGUCAGGGUGUAACGAAGUUCUGGUAAGUUUUUGGAAAGGCUAUCGUUUUGUUGUUGGUUUGUUUGUUGGUUGGUUUUUUUUUGCGAUGCUUGUUGCUCAAGUGUAUGGAUCUUAACUGGGUCUAAAUCGACUGUUUUCCUACGCUUAUUUUAUCCCAGGGAGGAUUUCGGCUAUGUAGGCAAAUGGGCAGACGGCCCCUCUAUGGAUCAGAAGUUUGCGAGAAAAAGGGCGAUGCAGAUACCAUUAAAUGUACAGUGCGGUACGUUGAUAACGUCACUAAUAGUUUGUAAAUGAACGCGAACACUUAGGCAUCGUCAACCGACUUACUUUAACCCGUCCCUGAUAUUCCUACUGAUACGAAACAUCACCCCAGUUGUGGACUUGCAGCUAAUAUGUGAUGCUAAGUUAAAGAAAUUUAACAUGUGGUCCAAAAUACAGCGACUCUGUAGGAAGUCUAAUCUCCUUAGGGCAAGGGGAGGUCACUCAACAAUUUCUCUAUGUGGAUACCUCUCCCUGAGAUUCAAACCCUUCAUCUAUAAUGUGCAUCUCUGAAAAUGGCGUCUUUUGCUCACUUGACAUAGAUCAUGUAAAUGUUGGCACAUCAGCAAUGUGUUAGAUUUCCUUUUUUUAAAAAAUAGUUUGUCUGUUAACCUUAUUAUACAUAAGUUAUGGUAUGGCUUGAUUAUAUCGUUUUCGUGCGUCUUUAGACAUAUGCCUUAAAUGGCGAAAACUGCCGUUUGCUCAGAAAAAUGUCGGUCGUCAAUUACCAGACGAAUGGUGUUGUGCCAUGCACCCCGAAUCAGAUUUUAACAGGUUUGUUCUCCUUGGAUUUGUAUAACCAGAUAUAGAUGAAAAGUUAGUAAGAAUUUUAUAAGUCCGCCUUCUACAAUCCGUAAUAUUUUUUGGGUGUAGUGGAACUCCGGUUGUCUCUGUCCAUGUUAAUCAAGCAUCAUAAGCAUCGUAAGCAUCGUUUUGUUGUUUCCCCUUACUUUAUGAAGAUUUCGGUAUCGCAAAACGACCUCAGAUGUAAUGUUAGAAUUUCAGUUCACUAAAGUAAUAGCUUGUGGUAGGGCAUUGCGUUACCCUUUGACUCACAGGAUCUUCUUGAUACAGCAAUAAAUUGUUAGUACUUUUACACUUUGGAAUUUUUAACUCAGUCACUGAAAUCAGCUUUCAAAUCUUGGAAAUGAAAAGAUUGAACUGUGUUUCUCUUACAGCUGUGACCGUCCUGAGCAGGUCAUUCCAAUUAAGAAAGGAACUUUACAGAAACAAACUAAAUCGGCCGAAGAGAAAGCGAAAGAACUACAAGACGAAAUCCGGAAAAAGAGAGAAAAACUCUCGCAAGUGGAGGUAUAGUUACGCAAUCGUGAUCAAUAGCUCUGUUUAUGGCAAACAUGGAAAAAACGUUCGUUCGAAAGCGAGGCCGUUUGGAUGGCUAAUUUUGGCGAAGGACAGGAAGAUAAUUAAAAAUGUCAUAUGGUUAUAUUGGUCGAAAGCCGUACGAAAUGGAAAUUAGAAGUGAGAUCAUUAGUUCAAGGGAAAGACAGUGGGGUUUGGAGAUUAGUAGAGACUACGGUACAAAGAUAUAGUCAGAGGGGUUGGAGGGUGGACAGUAGGGACCAGAGGUAGAUACUGGUAUAGGGAAAUAUUUCGGUGUUGAUGGUUUGAGCAGUAAGUCAAUAGCUCCGAUUUAACGAAGCUGUUAUAAGCUUGGUGACGACAAAGUGUAGUUAUCCGUCAUGCAUUCAGUCACGUUACAGUUUUGUAUUCAGUAGUACACUGUUCAUUGUUAUCUUCGCAGCGUCAACGACCACAAGUCGCACAGGCCACGACACAGAGAAGGGUAUGCUAUUUCUCAUAUUAAAGUAGUUAAAUAAGUGGGAACUUACAGAGGAAAGAGGUCUGUCAACAGUGUUAUGAGCUUCCACUGUUGCAGCUGUCUACUUCGGUUACAGGGUUUUCUCAUGGCUGCUAAAAGUACAUGGAUGAUAUAAAACAAAGGGGUAGAAAUGUUCUGUGAUAUCAAUGAAUUUUGUCUGACAGUAGGAUCUCCUCUGUUUUAUUAAGGUCGAGAGAGUAUCUUCGGCGGAGAGUACCUCCUCAUCUACAGGCGACACUACAGAGGUGAGGGAAAAAAGCUUUUUUUCUAAGACAAAUUUGCUGAAUAAUGUAAGCCCUUCCCUCGCUGAGCCGCACACUCGCACACCACCUACCAAGGUCAGGUAAAGGAACAUAGUUAGGUUUAUCUCAUCAUGAGGUCUUUUCUCAUCUGAUGGAUAUGGUGACCCAGUCUGAUUAUCUGGCUGGAAUGAAGAUCGAGAAGGCCUGUUCGAGCCUAAGUCAGGGUCAUGGUGAUGUACUGUAGCGCAAGCUGUCCUUGACAAGAGAAACACUUUCUUAUAUUUUAAACGAACACCUUUUGAUUUUCUUGUAUACAUUCAGAGACGAGUACAGAGGAGGCCAGUCGCGGACAGUACAGAAGUUAAGAGAACAAAGUCUACGAACGAGGUAAACGAGCGUUGCUAAUAUUGGGAGAAUUACAUCUGCUAUUGCAAUUGAUUUCUGGGUCUUAUUUUUGCUGGUUGAAGAAGAGGCUUCAUGGACUUUAGAAAUGUUGCUGACAUGCGUCGUGUCUUACAGUAAUGUAUCCAAAAAUAUAUAAAUUUAUUAUCUGUAUCCGUUAAGUAGAUGGUGAUAUUAAAGUGCGAGGUAAUUCCCGAAGGUAAUGUUCUUAUUCUCCGUGAGGAACUGCUUGAUGUCACCAAAUAGUUAAUAGUUUACAGACAGAUGAAGACGAAAUGUUUCCACCUGAAACGGUGAACAUUACUCCCACUCGAGACUAAGCAAGGGCUUCCCUACUUCUAAAUCGAAAGUUAAGGAGAUAAAAUUAUGAAUUACACUGAUUAGAGAUAAUACCCUUACUACUGUCGGAUGAUAGGAUGUUACUGCAAUUCAUUUGUAGAUGAAAUGCAAUAUUGACGGCGUCCAUUUUUUUCUUUCUUAGCCAUUAAAACGGCGAAAUACAACAUCUCCGAUUACAAUUGAGGUUAGUGUACUUUCUGUGAUUUAAAACGCGUAAUAAAUAGCUUUUUUGUUAAUGAAAUAACUGUUUCUUUCAGGCCAAACGGAAAAAGAAUGAACCACAAGCAACGAAGGUAUGAAUUUCAAAUCAAUUUGUGAUUUUACUUGAAGUUAUUCCACAGAUACUGUGGAAGUUGAUUGGUAAAAUUUCCAACCAAAACUUUCCACGGUAAAUUGAUUUUGCAUUUGGUUUUUAUGGUAGGCGAAUUGUUAAACAUUUACUUUCCUAAACAUGAUGCCAGCAUAACAUACUCGUUCUAAUUGUAAUAACAGACCGUGGUCAGAAAGGAACCUCAGGAACAAAGAGAACAGCAAAUAAAGAGACGAGAGGAACUUAAGAAAGAGGAGCAACGGAAAAAAGAAGAAGCGGAAAAACGGAUAAAAGAAGAGAAGGAAAAACAAAAGAAAAUAGAAAUGGAAAAGCAACGACAACGACAACGAGAAGAAAAAGAGCGACAACGGAAACAGGAAGAACUCGAGGAAGAAAAUAAAAAAGAAAGAGAAAAAGAACAGGAACAACAACGAAAGAAAGACGAAAAAGAACAGGAACAACUUGAGAUGGAGCAACUCAUGGAAUGGAGUAGCGAGGGAGAAACUGAUGCAACGACACGUAAGACAGUAUUGUUUUUUAAUAAUUCAGUCUGUUUAGUCUGAGUUAAUUGACUUGAGUCUCGUACGCGCUCAAUCUCCUUCUCGUUCAAUGAGUGCAAUAGGAUCUAAUAACAUAUGGCAAAUGAUGGGCAAAUCCAAAUAUUGGAACAAUACGGGGAACUACGUCGGACGGAUAAUGAAUAAAUACGGGUAGUGGUCUCUAGAACUGGGCCUUGCCUUAACAUCCUUCUUAAGGAAUGAUUUCUAAGGCAAAAAUUGAGUUGAGCACUUUGUUUUAAUUACAGUUUAUCUCGAUGAAAUGUGAUUCGAGAGAAUAAAGUUAAAGAGCAUUCGAAUUUGAGGGAAUUAACUCGGUGAAGUGACAAAUAGCGUGGUAUUAGGGGAAAAGCUUGUAAACUUUAGUGAAAACCGUUAUUAAAGUUUCUUUUCUCUCUCUUUAGUCUCAAAGGGAACCAAAGUAGAAGCGCGGGUUGAUAACUCAAACUGGUAAGUUACCUUUCGGCCUGUAUGGAAACAUUUGCUUAUGUAGGAAGAGUAAUUCUGUAAAAUCGGGCGCCAACUUAACAGCCCUUGCCUCAUUAGGGUACUUUCUUGCCUUUGCACUUUCUUCAUAUGUUCUGUGCACUAAGGCUUGUGUCUUUCACUGAGAGAGCUUCUCGUUGAGGGAGUUUGGCGUCUCUAAUCUAUUGAAUUUUACCUUGUGGUGUCUAGGUACAUUGGUACAGUGUUUGCUUCAAAACCGAAAAAAGGAUUUGCUUGCCGAGUUCGCGUCAAAUUCGACAUGUACCCAAAGGACAAGUACGACAAGUGGUAAGGGGAUAAGUAACUUGACGAACGGAGUUAUCUUUAUCCAAAAGACAUCUUAAAAAGUAACUCAGGAAGGAUCGAGGGAUGUUGGAGUUCGUCUCACUCUAUGACAAUAACAGACUCCUAGAUAAGCAGAACAACUCCCCGAAAUAGAGACUGGAGUCGGUCCAUGCAUUGAUCUUAUAGUAAUUUAUUUGCUUUUAUUUUCAAGGAUUUUUUUUCUUUAAUAAAUCUUCUGUAACAUUUUCUGCAGGUUUGACCAUCCCAGUGAAGAUUUGAGAGUUCUAAAAGUGAGUUUGUCGUUGUUAAAGGUAGAACUACUUAGUAUGUCUCGCACGUGGCCAAGUAUUCUUGCAGUUUUGCUAUAAUCUAACAUACUUCCUCACCUUUGAUAAGACCAUCUACCUCGUUGGAGUAUCCUGAGUGACAGCUCAGUCACAUCUCACUCCACAACCGCCAAUAUUUAAUCUCCGCAUAAUUACGACCAACAAAUCAUUCUUAAGCUUCCAUGUAAUGGUCAUUCGUGCCAUAAAUUUACGUCGUUGUUACAGCCAAAGUUUCUUCUCGCCAUGAUGAUAUGCCAUUAACAAGGAUCCACUAUAAUGGUCGCGGCUUCAGUGAUGAUACAGUUUUGUCUAAGACGGCGGAUGGUUUGUCGUUUAUUUACAUCGUUUGCGAGCCUCAUGAUAACGGAAACGAUGACCUUUAGAAGGUUGCAUAAGGUUUAACAAAAUUGCUUGACGUGUAGAGUUUCAGAUCGAUUAUAACAAGUUCACAGUCUUGGCCGAAAUUUUUAGCUUUUCUCGUCGCGUAUUCAUUGGUAGUUUAAUGAUAUUAGAGAGGAAGGUACAUACCCAAUAGAGGUUAAAGGCGUAUUAACGUAGUUGCCAGGAGGCCGAGUGUGUGAACACUAUUCCUCUCUGUUUUAAGCCUGUGGAAGAAUCAGCUCCCAAGUCUCCAAGCCCAAGUAGAGAAGUGUCAAGCUCGACAAUUGAAGCGCCAAGCAGUCGGCAGGAGCAGGAUCAGAAAACACAGCCGCCAGCUCGACAAGUGAAGGAGCCUGUACAGUCCCCAGAGGACAACCGUGUGUCGUCAAUGUCGGAUGACACCCUUACGGCAGACCAGGAGCACCCUGCAUUAAAAGACGUCGUUGGGUUGUUUAGGUUUGACUGUCAUUGUUUUCGAAAUUCUUUUUGAUUUAGUUUUGGCAAUGUCUGCUUAUCUUGUAGACACAACUCCCAUUACAAGAUGCUGUCUUAAGUAUAUUCCGGCAAAUUGUAACCUUCAAUAGAUACUGCUUUCUUAUAUGCCUCGGUAGACGAAGGGUGAAAUCAGUACGAACCAAAUCAUUAACUUGUAUCACUCUUCUUCACAAGUAAUUAAACCAAAUCCAUUUUAAGCGACUCAAAAACAUCUCGUAAUAUCUUCAGUAAUUCCCUAUAGAAUGCCUGUUUUAAUAAGAGUAUGUUUUAAAUGAGUUCUCUUUUAUUUAGACGCUGUCUUUGCUAUUUUGCUCCUCCGUCGUUUAAAAUUUCAAAGGAGGACAUUAAAGAGAUGGGCACUGAGGAGCUGAGAGAAUUUCCACUGGUAUGAGUUAAUCAUAUCCAGGCUUACUCCAGUUACUUUUGUUUUUGAUUUUUUUAACCUGCUCUCGGUACUUUUAUCAUUAGCAGUUUUUGAAGUUAUUAUUACGUUUUUUUUUUCAGGACAGCUUUAUUGAUGAUUACGAAAAAGGAAUUUCGGAGGUAAAUGAAUUUUUUCCGUUCCUUUUGUCUUUCAGUCCGUUAGUUUUCGUAUUUUUUUGUUAUUUAUUUUUCUUUUAAUCGAACGAGUCAAUUCAUCAAGCUAAUAAUUUAAUUACUUUAUUGUGCUAUUUUAGUUGAUUGAUGGUUUCCGGAAAAAAGGGGAAGAAGCCGAUCAAAGAGCUACAAAUGCUGAGCAGCGUUUGGCGGAAGCAAACAGCGAAAAAGAGAGAUCAACGACCAAAUUAAUAAAUCUGCGAAAAAAUGCAGGAAAACUGCUUCGCUUUAUACAAGAGGUGUGUUGACACCUUGGAUUUCUCGGAGCAAUCGUCCCUUUUCGUGAAUGUUUUUGAUGAUGCAGUCGUCCAUUCCACUUUUGCGGCCGGCCACUUGUUUUUUUAUGUUUUUCUUGUAUUGUUGUGUUUUUACGUUACUUAAGAGGUUUUUGUUGCCUUUUUCCCCGAAAAUCCUAGCUUUUUGACGUCAUUUUGUCGAUGCUGGUUUCGUUUUCAGAGCCGCCUUAGAUAACAGCGAAUCGUCGAAAUCGAAGUGCGUUGUGUAGAAUAAUUCCGCGACAAAGUCGAGUAUUAUCAAAGUGCGACUGCAUUGUUUUUCAUUUUCGUUCCUUCCUUACAGGAAUAAUGAAAUUGCACAUGGGCUAUGUUUACUUUUAGUGCUUUCGUUUCAUGAUCCCCUUGGGCUAGGUGAUAAUGUCAAACAAAGCACGUGCAUGUGAUCUUCGUACUAAUGAAGUAAUUAUACUAGCCUUUAAGCUCUUGUUUUGCCGUGUUCCCACUCUAGGAUCCCAAUGACUGCGCAAUAAGUGAGGAUGAUGUUUCAGACAAAGUGGAUGAAAUGAUGGAGAACAUAGCACAGCAGGCGGAGGACCGAUGACGGAUGCUUUUUUUUUUUUUUUUCUUCCAGUUCGCUGAUUCUUUACGUGCCAUUCGUGUUCUUUCAAUUUUAUAGUACACCGUUUUUACAAGCUGUGCGAUGACUCAUGGUUUGUUAAGCUCAACUCUCUUCCAAUUUUGGUACAAGUCAACACGCGUUGGACGAUAACGCACGUUCGGCUCGCAUUCAAAGAUGCCUUUUCACUCGAGUUAUUCCAUACAACUUGAAGAAAUUUCUUUAAAUUGCAACUGUAUACAUAUGCACAAAUAAACGUUUUGUUUUCGUUGGAAAUGUAAGAGAUUUUUCUCAAACGGUCGCGAAAUGUUUUUCUAAGAAGCAUCGAUGACUCAAGACAUUUGAAAAGGAACAAGAAGGACUUCAAAGGCUGUUCGUUUUGAUGGUGAUCACCUGAAAUUGGGAGUCAGCGAUGCCUUAAGUCCCAAGUAAAAUGUCACACUCAUGCGCAGGAAAUGUGCCUGGACAAGGAAGUCAACAUUUCAGACACAUAACCUCCCGAGGUUUAUAAUUUUUCAGUUAUAUGAUGAUAUUUAUUUCAGACGGACGUAGAAAGUCAGUUCAGUAACGUUUUUAACUGUAAAAUAUCUGUUUUUCAGAAACACAAUGUAAUGACUAUUUUGUAUUAUUUUAAAAGAUAAAUGUGUGCAUACGGUUUUUUGACUUGCUUGUUAUCACACUAUUCUUAUGAUUCCUGUGCAACGUGUGAAGGAACUUGGCGUGUUAUUUCGUGGUCCUCUAGUUGAUUCCUACAAGGUGAAGGAGUCGUGUUAGUUGAAAUCUUAAAUUCAGUGACUUAAAAACAAAUAUUGUUAUAGUGCUUGUUGAAACCUCUGUAGGCAAGUACAGAAAACUAAUGAAAACAGUAUCAGGAAUAACACCCUCAUGACUUGUCUGUUUUCAAGUAAAAACUCGAUGGUUCAUAUGGUGACUUACACUGUGAAUCUUCCUAACCAUGAAAACUACUCAAAAAUUGUAAAGUGAUAAUUUUGGAAUUAAAUGGAUCAGAAAACAAAAAAGUAUCUCAGACCACAAAUUUUGACUUGGUUCCUUUUAACUGAGCGAAUAUAUUCGCUUUGGCAAAUGUUGAACGGUGCUCAUAACCCAAUACACAGACGCUUUGGCAAAUAAAUUGAUAUUUUAUUCAGUAGCGUGUCACUAUUUUCUAUCUUGCCUCAAAUCUCAAUUUUUCUCUUGAGAGAACGUCAUUCACGUAAAGAAUACAUUAAAGAAUUCCAGGAUGUUUUAAAACGACG